Messenger RNA from Plasmodium yoelii, 1989 nucleotides. RefSeq lists its product as uncharacterized. The transcript has a single exon. The coding region runs from base 1 to 1989 and encodes 662 amino acids. The record is from RefSeq and is a predicted model, not a curated record. NCBI's taxonomy places the organism in Eukaryota, Apicomplexa, Aconoidasida, Haemosporida, Plasmodiidae.
AUGAUAAAUAUUUACCUAAUAUUAUUUUACCUUGUUUUAAUUUGCGCACAAAAUUCAUAUGCGAAAAAAAUAAAAAAAUAUGAAUACAUAAAUUUAUUAUCAGAUAAAGAUUAUACAGAAAAACUUAAUAAUUUAAGAAAAAUAUAUAAUACAAAAGACAGCAAUGUGGGCUUAAAAAAUAAAUAUAUUUAUUCUUUUUAUGGAGCUUCAGGAUAUAACAAAAAAAAAAUUUUAGAAAAUUUAUUUAACAUUCCUCCUAUCACAGAUACAUCAAAUGAUACUACUAGUUUGGAUACAAAUUUCAUAAAUUUAGGGUUUAAACAAAAGUUCGAUUUAUGGUUUGGAUAUGAUAAGAAUAAUAAUUUUAAUGUUGUACUGAAUUUAGAUAUAUUAGAAAAUAAAGAAAUAUUAGAUAAUGGUAAUAAAAUAAUAUAUAAUUAUGAAAGAUUAAUAAAUUUUAUCCUUGAAACAACAAAUAGCAUUAUAAUACCUCUAUCUAGGGAUGACAUAAAAUUAAAAAAAUUAUUUGAAAAAAACGAGACAUCACAAGAGCAUGGAGGGGAAGGUAAUGACAAAGGAAUGAAAAAUGACAAAUCGAAAGGAAUGAAAAAUGACAAAUCGAAAGGAAUGAAAAAUGAUAAAUCGAAAGGAAUGAAAAAUGAUAAAUCGAAAGGAAUGAAAAAUGAUAAAUCGAAAGGAAUACAAAAUGAUAAAUCGGGUAAUACUUAUGAAAAUGGUAAAUCGGGUAAUACUUAUGAAAAUGGUAAUAAUACUGAUUUGAAAACAAACUCCGUAAUAUUUAAUUUUCCAUCAAAAAUCGAACUAUUUUUAAAAUGCCUAAAUGAAAGAAAAAAAAAUGUGCAUAUAUAUUUUGUUCUUUUAGAAGAUUUGAAUGAUGAUAAAAGCAAACAAUCACAAUAUAUUUUUUCAAAUUUUGUGACGGGAAUAAAAAAUAAAUUUAACAAUUUGAAUAAUAUAUACUUAAUGAAACAAAAUAAAAUAGAUUUAAAUAUGAUACAAAAAAAUAAUCUACAUAAAUAUAAAUUUUUAGUAGAUAAUGUAGAAAAGGAAAUAACCAAAAUGGGUAGUUUUAAAAAUUUUUCUAAAUUUAAUCAAAAAUGUGUAUAUAAUAUAUAUGCUAUAGAAGAAGCAUAUAAUAAAACCUUAAAUCAUUUUGAUUCUAUAUAUUUUAAAUAUGAACAAAAUAUAAUUAAUGGAGGUGUUAUAAAAAAUUACGGAUAUUUGUCUAAUGAAUUAUUAAAAGGUGCAUUAUUUUUUUUCCAUAUUUUAACACUUAAUCAAACAGGAAUAAAACUAAAAAAUGUGAUAAUGGAAAAAUUGGAAAAUAUAUUUAAAGCACUAAUAUAUAAACAAAUGUUAAAACAGUUAUUAAAUUUACAAGAUAUAUAUUUAAAUAAAGCAAAAAAUAUUAUAUUAAAUAAUAAUUAUAUAAAAAGUGAAAAAGAAUUGAUUGAAAAUAAAAAAAAUAAUAAAAUAAAAUAUUUUAAAAAUAUACUACUAAAAGAACUUAAAGAAGAUAUCAAAAGUUUAGUAUACCCAAAUGAAGAAACUGAUCAAAAUUAUGCAACACAAAAUUUUGAUAAAUCGUUAAAUGAAUUUGUAAAACAAUUUGAAGAAAAACUAGAGACUAUUAUGAAUAAUUAUAACGAAUUAAAUAAAAGCCCAUUAAAAAAAAUGUUUGAAAAAAAAAAAAAUGAAAAAAAAAAUGAUGAGAAUAAUAAAAAUAAAUUAACGAGGUUGGUGAAAUGGCUUAGCCCAUCUUUAAAUUUUAAUCUGACCUUAACAUCACUAAUUAGAAAAAGUGGAUAUGGAAAUCUUCAAAGUUAUUUUAUUUAUGAUUUAGGAAUGCUGACAUUAGUUUUUGGAUUAUUAAAUGAUCGAGACACAUUUGAUGUUCAGAAAAAUCCUGGAAAAGUUCCAUUUUUUAAAUUUCAGCCAAAAAUUAAUUUGAAACUAAAUUUUAAUUAA